Molecule: messenger RNA, 1307 nt
Organism: Triticum aestivum (bread wheat)
Lineage: Eukaryota; Viridiplantae; Streptophyta; Magnoliopsida; Poales; Poaceae
Exons: 11
Coding region: 1-1143 (380 amino acids)
Source: RefSeq, a predicted model, not a curated record
AUGCUGGAUGAGAACCCGGCAUGGACGGGACAGAAGAGGCACAAGUACGAGGCCCCAUCUCUGACAUCAUCCUCUGAUGCUUAUGGUGAGACGAUUGGCCAAGACAACGCAGAACGUCCCAACGAGAUCGCGGAUUCACCAGAUGAGCUGGCGGACCAGGAAAAUGAUAUCAUCAGCGAGGAGGAGUUCGGCGGAUGCCUUAAGGUUUUAGCCACCAGGCGUGCUCCUAUGAUCGUCACAGGGCGCAGGCUGGACGAGGAACAUCAACGCGAGCUCUACGAGCGCCUCACCCUCUACCGCAUCAAAGCUUCCAAGUUGGCACAAGGAGUUUGCAUAGAUGAUCAGAAUGGUGUGGCUUUGAGAAAGGAGUACUCCUCAGACAAUUUGGAGGACCUGUUUGAUUACUACAAGAAAGCUGAUUCUGUGGAUUGGUACUUUGACCGUGGCUACUGUUUGCUCGCUGACUUGGAUGACUACCAGAGCCUUGUCCUUACCAAUGGAGAUGAUGGUAGAAGGUUCUGUGAUUGGGAAACAUACCGCUCAUUUUUUACUAGCUAUGAAAUUGAUGAAGAGUAUGUAAAGCUCUUUGAAGAAAUAUCAAAGAAAAUCAAGUGGCUUAAACGUUAUAUGGAAUAUGAACGAGCAUCUUCCAAGUGGAAGGAGAUGGAUGAUAGAGGAUUCUGCCAAGCAGCGAAGAUUGCGGCAGGCUUUCCACGCAUGAGCUAUAAGUUAACUUUAAUGGCCUAUGAGGAGAAUGUGUGGAAUCUGAUGUUUGAUUAUUGGCAACGUGAAGACAUUGAUCGUCUCUUUUUUGAGAUUUGGAAGUUUGCUACUAAGAAAAUGGGUGCCACUGAUAAGAAGAUCGAUUUUAGAGCUGGUUUGGUAGAUGUCUGUCGAAGGAAUAUAUUCCCUCGAUAUAGAAAGAGAAUGCAAUUCGCACUGGAUCAUAGUACUCUUUCUGAUUUGGAAUCAAAUUUUGAUACCUGCGUGGAAGACAUCCCUGAUGAUGCUACAGAGGAUGUAGCUUGGCGGUUGAUUACAUCGGCGGUUUGGAAUAAGCUUCAUAAACCCAAGAUGUGGCACCAAUAUAUUAUGAGGAAGAUGGAGAUUGCUAAACACAUUGGCUUGGGUCCACAAAAUUGACAUGUCUCGGAACCCAAGACACUGACAGAUGUAGACAACUGUUCCUUGUGAAAUCUUGUCCGUUGCUCGCUCACUUGCAAAUUAAUGAUGUAUCCGUUGUAUUGCAUAUAUUGAUGUUAGACUGGUGCUGUUGUUGCUGUGGUAAAUUAAUAUGCUAUCAUGGU